CAAACAAAAGUGACAAUGCGUCGAAUGCGACUAUACUAUAGUACAUAUCACUAUUGUCUGUAUCAGUGUGUCCAUCUUACACAAAAUUUUUUAUAAGUCUGGAUAAAAUCAUAAAUAUGUUUAAUUUUUCCAUGGCCAAGUUGUGAUAAGCCAUCCUUAGUUCUGGGUUAUUUUGUGGUUAGUCUUAACUCUUACAGUUAUGUUUUGAACAACUUGCUAGAUUGAGGGAAAGCUAUAUAAAGCUAAUCCUUUUUUGGUUUCCUGUUUGCCUUGUUUCAUUCUGAUUACUGCAUUCAACACAUGAUCAGCUGGCUUCUCGGAGCUUCACUGAAUAAUGCUGACACUUCGACGCUUCUUCGGAGAAGUCCUCAUAAACGCUAGGUACCCACUUUUUCGAUGAAUCAGUACCGGAGUAACAUAUUCCUAAUGGAAGCCGCCGAGAAAGCCAGAGUGAUCAAACUAGGCAACUCCACGAUCCGUCUGCAGGGCAAAUCCUUAUUCGCGCUGAUCGUCGCGGGAGCGCUCAUCUUUAUAAUUUUUCUUUAUAAAUUAAUGCCUUCGGAUGGCCUCUACCGGAGGAAUCCGCGCUUUCCCAUGGGCGAUCCCUUGGAUCCGUAUUUUUUUCCCGAGCUUCCGUAUAACGCCACGUACCCACUGACACAUCCUGUGAAAUUAGAAGGUGGCUGGAUAAAGUAUCGCAUUGCACUGGUGGCCGAUAUGGACCUGAAAGCCAAAGUGGAGGGAAAAGAAGAGUGGAUGAGCUAUCUAAAAUACGGGGAUAUACUAUGGAAUCCGGAGUUUAAGGAGAUCAAAGUGGAAUGGGAACGCGAGCCAGCGGGACUGAUUAAGCUGGUCAGUUCAUGGGCUUACGGGAAUCGCGGCAUGGAAAUGAGCGAGUUGGUGGUGUUCAACGGGCGACUGUACGGUGUGGAUGAUCGGACCGGUGUAGUAUAUGAGAUUGAGGGGAAUCUGGCGAUUCCCUGGGUGAUCUUGACGGAUGGAAAUGGCAGAGCCACGAAGGGUUUUAAGUCAGAGUGGGCAACUGUUAAAGAUCAGCACUUAUUCGUGGGGGGUUUCGGGAAGGAAUGGACAUCGCCCACGGGCGAACUGAUCAACGAUAAUCCGUUGUGGAUUAAGCGUAUCUCCACCGAUGGCCGUGUCCAACAUUUCAGUUGGAAAAAGAACUUUUUAGCCAUCCGCGAAAAAUUAAACAUCCAGUUUCCAGGUUAUGUUAUCCAUGAAACCGGUGGUUGGUCGGAGAAGCACCGCAAAUGGGUGUUCCUACCACGAAGAGUCAGUAAAGACAAGUACGAUGAAAAACUGGACGAGCACAUGGGUGCGAAUCACAUGUUGGUGGCGGAGGAGAAUUUUUCGGCGAUUGAUGAUAUUCUUGUGGGCGAAGUUAGUCCGACACACGGGUUUUCGUCGUUUAAAUUUCUUCCCGAUUCCGGUGAUAAUAUUAUUGUAGCGUUGAAAUCGGAAGAGGACGAUGGUAAUAUAUCGUCCUAUAUUAUGGCCUUUGAUCUAACUGGCAAGAUUUUACUGCCAGAAACUCUUAUUGUUAAAAAUAUAAAAUUUGAAGGCGUAGAGUUUAUAUGACAAUUUUUUAUCUGUGUUACUGCUAUCAAUGUUGUUUCCGCAGACUUUGAAAGACAUGCUGCUUCUUGCCAGAACGUGGCUCGACAGAGAAAAUGUCAACAUGUUUUUGUUGUUUAUCGCAUUGCAAAAUUCAGCACUAGAUGGGCAACUGGGCAUCAUUGCCAAACCCGAAAAAAUAACAUCCA
Molecule: messenger RNA, 1784 nt
Organism: Paramacrobiotus metropolitanus
Lineage: Eukaryota; Metazoa; Tardigrada; Eutardigrada; Parachela; Macrobiotidae
Product: soluble calcium-activated nucleotidase 1-like
Exons: 2
Coding region: 397-1599 (400 amino acids)
Biological process (GO): proteoglycan biosynthetic process
Molecular function (GO): calcium ion binding; UDP phosphatase activity; GDP phosphatase activity
Source: RefSeq, a predicted model, not a curated record